UUUCUGGGAUUCAGAAAGAGCCAAGAGAGCAAUCAGUCCUCAGCUGUUCUUUUCAGCUCUCCCAGAUGUACUUGGAGGCUUCCUCUGUCCCUUGAAUCAUGGAAAGAAGCAAGAUUACCCCAGAGGUCCUUCUUCAGUUGCUGCUGCUGCUUCUAUGGGUUUCAUAUGAGAGGGGCUCCCUUGGAGAAGAAGUCUAUGAAGAAGAGCACAGAGUGGCUGGGGAGACACUCACAGUAAGCUGCCAGUAUACACCUCAGAAACCUGAUCAUCUGGACAAAGCCUGGUGUAAAAAGAUAGUCAACACAACUAGAUGUACUUUGUUAAUCACAAGGCCACAAUCUUGGUCAAAGACUAAAGACCCACGCUACUCCCUCAGUUAUAACACUAGUGUCAUGGUGGUCAACAUGUCUGGCCUCCAGGUGGAAGACUCUGGGGAAUAUUGGUGUGGAAACCACAAUUCUAGUGCAAAUAUUAUUAAUGUUCUCAAGAAAGUUCACCUAAUGGUAGCUGCAGCCCCAAUGCAGAGAACAACCCAGCAGAAAUUAACUACCAUGACAGAAGCUAUUGCCAUCACCUCUACCACCAAAAGGCCCCAGUUCAACAUAACUGAUAUGACGUACACAGAUGUCCAACUACCAGAAAAUUCUACUUCUAGAAGUCAGGUUGUGGAUCAUGUAGGCUCUGGGGACCUGAGGUCCCCAAACUGUCUCCUCCUCCUUGUGGUGCUUGGCCUCCUCCUGAUAAAAGGUCUGGCCUUCUUAGUCCUUGUUCUCCUGUUCAGGUCCAGGAGUCAGAGUAAUGGGGACACUGGAAAAGUAGAAGAGUUGAACAAAUUGGAGCUAUCUGAGAUAUCCCCCUACCUAUCCUCUUAUUGAUGGAGGGUCCUGAUGCCACUAGUUCAGCCCAGGGUACUAAGUAUAGAGAUUUCAUACUUCACCAAGUUCUCAAGUACCAAAUACAUCACCAGAUGCUGGAGCCAGGUGUGCUGGUAAAUAUUUAACAACCCACUCUCUGAAAACCCAUGCUGGGUUUUAAUCUUUAAAGUUUAAUCUUCAUUAUUAGUAUUAUCUCCAACACUGUGUUAAGUCUUGACAAUCAACAAAACAAUAAAUCCAGUCAUUAUCUGUA
Molecule: messenger RNA, 1128 nt
Organism: Phascolarctos cinereus (koala)
Lineage: Eukaryota; Metazoa; Chordata; Mammalia; Diprotodontia; Phascolarctidae
Product: trem-like transcript 4 protein
Cellular component (GO): cell surface
Molecular function (GO): signaling receptor activity
Source: RefSeq, a predicted model, not a curated record